CCAGCCUCCUCGCAGCUCCCAGCAGCCCAGACCUGCUGGCCCUCCAGGACCAGAGGUGAUCCAAGGGAAACUCAGUAGGCCUUUCCUGGUCCUAAUGUCAGUCAAGCCCAGCUUGGGGCCUAGCCCCUCGGGGGGGUUUACCACAGAGCCUGCCAAUGACUUUGGAGAGAUCCACGACUGGACUGAACUGCUCUACUUCUUCAACCACACUUUCUCCGAGUGCAACAUAGAGUUCAGCGAGAGCGCCAAGCGAGUGGUCCUCUUUGUCCUCUACCUGGCCAUAUUUGUGGUUGGGCUGGUGGAGAACCUUCUGGUGAUAUUUGUCAACUGGCGCAGCUCAGGCCGGGCAGGGUUGCUGAACCUCUACAUCCUCAACAUGGCCAUUGCAGACCUGGGCAUCGUCCUAUCUCUGCCCGUGUGGAUGCUGGAGGUCACGCUGGACUACACCUGGCUCUGGGGCAGCUUCUCCUGUCGCUUCAUUCACUACCUCUACUUUGCCAACAUGUACAGCAGCAUCUUCUUCCUGACAUGCCUCAGCAUCGACCGCUAUGUCACCCUCACCUGUGCCUCCCCUUCCUGGCAGAGCCACCAGCACCGAGUGCGGCGGGCCGUGUGUGCAGGCGUCUGGGUCCUUGCGGCCAUCAUCCCGCUGCCUGAAGUGGUCCACAUCCAGCUGGUGGAGGGCUCUGAGCCCAUGUGCCUCUUCAUGGCACCUUUUGAGACGUACAGCACGUGGGCCCUGGUGGUGGCCCUGUCCACCACCAUCCUGGGCUUCCUGCUGCCCUUCCCUCUCAUUGCAGUCUUCAACGUGCUGACAGCCUGCCGGCUCCUGAGACCAGGACAGCCUGAGGGCCGGCGCCACUGCCUGCUGGUGUGUGCCUACAUAGCCGUCUUCACCGUCUGCUGGCUGCCCUACCACGUGAGCCUGCUGCUGCUCACAUUGCACGGGACCCACGUCUCCCUCCACUGCUACCUGGCCCACCUGCUCUUCUUCUUCUAUGACAUCAUAGACUGCUUCUCCAUGCUGCACUGUGUCGUCAACCCCAUCCUUUACAACUUUCUCAGCCCAAGCUUCCGGGGCCGGCUACUGAGUGCUGUGGUCCAUUACCUUCCCAAGGGCCAGGCCCGGGCGGGCGCACACGCUUCCUCUUCCUCCUCAUCCACCCAGCAUUCCAUCAUCAUCACCAAGGAGGGCAGCCAGCCCACUGCAGGCCCCCACCCUCACCCAAGCCUGAGCUUCCAGGCACCCUUCUCGCUUCAAUCUCUUAUACCCAGCUGAGGUAGAUUCCAGGCUCCUCCAUCAGCAAAGUGAAAGGCUGGAGUUGUAGGUGAGAAAUUUGGGGGGAAGUGUGGGCAAGUGUCAGUACACUCAUGGUCAGUUUUGAGAACAUCUUAAAAUACUGAGGUGUGGAGAAGGAGAAGGGGGGAUGGAGAACAGGCUCUUGGUGUUGUACUAUUUGUCUCAGUCCUUGAAUCUAGGGGUGCCACGCAGAAAAAAAAGGUGAAAUAAAUAUUAGAGAUGGCCAUGACUCUGGAUUUUGAAAAAUCUGCAAUUCCAGC
Molecule: messenger RNA, 1560 nt
Organism: Galeopterus variegatus (Sunda flying lemur)
Lineage: Eukaryota; Metazoa; Chordata; Mammalia; Dermoptera; Cynocephalidae
Gene: ACKR5
Product: G protein-coupled receptor 182
Biological process (GO): G protein-coupled receptor signaling pathway
Cellular component (GO): membrane
Molecular function (GO): G protein-coupled receptor activity
Source: RefSeq, a predicted model, not a curated record